Messenger RNA from Motacilla alba alba, 8569 nucleotides. RefSeq names its product pleckstrin homology domain containing A8 (gene PLEKHA8). Lineage: Eukaryota; Metazoa; Chordata; Aves; Passeriformes; Motacillidae. The record is from RefSeq and is a predicted model, not a curated record. The coding region runs from base 128 to 1690 and encodes 520 amino acids. The transcript is spliced from 14 exons. Gene Ontology annotation, biological process: intermembrane lipid transfer; ceramide transport. Gene Ontology annotation, molecular function: ceramide 1-phosphate binding; ceramide 1-phosphate transfer activity. Gene Ontology annotation, cellular component: membrane; cytosol; cytoplasm.
GGCGGGGCGCGCGCCCCCCCGCGAUGGCGCUGUGUGGCGGCGGCGCGGCGGAGCGCGGGCGGCGGCGGCGGGCGGCGUGACCCCGCCGGGGGGCGGCCGCGCUGCAUGGGGCCGGGGGCCGGCCGGUAUGGAGGGGGUCCUGUACAAGUGGACCAACUACCUGAGCGGCUGGCAGCCUCGGUGGUUCCUUCUCUGUGGUGGCAUCUUGUCCUAUUAUGACUCUCAGGAAGAUGCCUGGAAGGGUUGCAAGGGAAGCAUCCAAAUGGCUGUUUGUGAAAUUCAAGUUCAUCCUGCAGAUAACACACGAAUGGACCUGAUUAUCCCAGGGGAACAGUACUUCUAUCUGAAGGCAAGAAAUGCAGUUGAAAGGCAAAAGUGGCUGGUUGCACUCGGAACUGCCAAAGCCUGUCUGACUGACAGCAGGACACAAAAGGAAAAAGAGUUCACUGAAAACACAGAAGCCUUGAAGACCAAAAUGUCUGAACUUAGACUGUACUGUAACCUCCUUGUUCAGCAAGUGCAUAAAACAAAGGAAGCCAGCAUUUCUGGUGUGCCAGAACCAGAGAGUGAGAUUGAUAUGGGAGCUCUGUUGAAAUCAACCUGUGACACUUUCCUGAAGACUCUUGAAGAAUGUAUGCAGAUUGCAAAUACUGCCUUCACUUCUGAGUUAUUGCAUCAGACCCCACCUGGAUCUCCAAAUUUAGCAGUUCUCAGAACGAGCAAGGUAAAGCACUCUGUCUUGUCCAGUCACACCUCAACAGAAAGGCAGGUGGAAUUGAACCCCUGUGAAAAUGGCUGUGUAAAAGCAGAAAUUGACCAUCAAGAGCAAGCGGUUAUUAAAAGUAUGGAAUGUUUAAACUUGGAAACAAAUGAGGGGGCUGGUGAUGUUUAUGUUGAAGAUCAUGUAGCAAAGGAUUUGGCAGGCAUUAAAGACAAUGGAGAGGACAAUCUGCAAGCUGUAGAAGCCUGUGGUGCCCACAAGAUGCUGCAGUCGGAAACAAAUUCUUUAAGUGGAUUGGCUCUGUGUGAGGAGGAAAGAAAUGAAAAUGAUUCUCCUACCUUCUUCAGUGUCAUGAGCAAUAGGUUCAGUGAUAUUGAGCUUCGGGAGGAAGAGGGCAUACCAACAGAGGAGUUCCUGGAGUCAUGUUAUGCAAUUGUGCCUGUUCUGGACAAGCUGGGACCAACUGUUUUUGCUCCAGUUAAAAUGGAUUUUGUAGGCAACAUCAAGAAAAUAAACCAGAAAUUUAUAACCAACAAAGAAGAGUUUGAUACCCUUCAGAAGAUUGUGCUCCAUGAAGUGAACGCAGGUGUAGCACAAGUUAGAAACUCUGCUACAGAGGCUCUCCUGUGGCUGAAAAGAGGUUUAAAGUUCUUGAAAGGGUUUUUGACGGAAGUGAAGAAUGGGGAAAAGAAUAUCCAAACAGCUCUGAACAAUGCUUAUGGAAAGACAUUACGGCAGCACCAUGGUUGGGUUGUCCGCGGGGUCUUCGCGUUAGCUUUAAGGGCAGCUCCAACGUAUGAAGAUUUUGUGGCAGCUCUGUCUGUAGAUGAGUGCGAUCCUCAGGAAGAAACAUUUUACAAAGGAAUGCAGAGAGACCUCAACAUUUACUUACCAGCCAUGGAAAAGCAGCUAAAUAUCUUGGACACUCUCUAUGAAGUACAUGGUUUGGAGUCAGAUGAGGUGGUAUAACUACAGCAAGACCACAUCUUAAAAAUUCAGGGACUGUGUCUGUUAACAAAGAUUUCUUCCAUUUUGGUUUUGGGACAUCGUUUCUGUUCAUUGUAUCUUUUCAGGUGGGGAAGGGUGUCGAGUGUUUUGGGGGAAGGGCAUAUGUGAUUUUUAUCUUUUCAUUACGCUUGUGUUGCAUUUAAAUGCAGAGGUAUUGUCUCUCUUUGGAUCGUUACUAUGUCCAUGAUGAAUGUUUUUGACUGUUUCUCUUCUGCCUGUGCACCUCCUCUUCACCUCAUAAAAGUAACAGAGCAGAAUUUGGCCUUUGCUGCUGUACCUGAGGGGAGACCUGCUCAUGCAGCAGAGCUGUUGGGUCACCCAUUGGCACCCAGGCAGGUGCUGCUGCCUCUGACUCUCCCAUUCCCUGUGCCCACUCCCUGCCAUGGUGUAGGAGGAUAGUGAGAGUUAAUGUUACCCUGCUAGCAGAAGAGAAGGACAGCUAAACACCAGCUUUAAUGUGGUGAGUUUGUCCCUCAAUUUGGGUUGAAGCUCUUUAAUGCAAAUAAUAUAUUUGCAUGACAUAAAUAUUUAUUAAAUUAAAUAAAAAUUUUAAUCAAAGUAUUACAGAAAUCUUCGCCACAGGUAUAUGUGGCUGGUGGUCUGAGUGUCCCCAAGGUCUAGCCUUUCAAACAGGAUGUUGUGUUCCCUGACCAGCUCCCAGUACGUGCUGUGGCUCUCCUGCCAUAUAAACCUUUUAGAUUUUAGGGGUUUCUUGAAACAAAUUCAUGCAAAACUGUAAUACUUGCUUUUAGGUUGAGCACAGCUAGUAGUUUGAAAAGCAGAUAUCAUUAAAAUCCUUCCUAGACUGUUAUUAUGGGCAGAAACUUCAUGCAGGUGGACAUGAAAUGAGUGAAGUAUAGGGGAAGCUAAAAUUUGUGAUGGAGCUAUUAAACAUGGGACCAACUACAAAUCUCGAAUUUUGAAAUUAUUUAGAAGUGACUAAAAAUUAGGAAAGAUUUCCCCUUUUUCUCAUUUUGCUGAUACAGAUAAAAAUGUCUUCCUUAGCAUUGCUGCUAUUAAAAAUAAUGAAGAACUCCUUUUAGAUGGUGAUACGGUUAGCAACAAAAUUUCUAGUUGCGUUGAUGACCAACCAGAAGGCUCUCUGUGAAUUACUGACUCCAAUUCAAGGCAUAAGCAGGUCUCUCUGUGUUGACCUGAGGCUUCAGAUGGCUUUGUACAAAGAGCUGAGUUUAACUCAUGUGCAGGAGGGGUGAAGACUCUGCUAGUGAGGUACUUAGAAUUAGUAAGUUUUCAUAAAUACAGAAAGCAGUGUUACCAUACUCACAGAAGUAGUGCUGGCUUUUGCUAGGCUAAAACCAGUGUUGUUAGUAAAAUGAAUGUACUGCAGACCUGCUGCCCUGCAUUGCUCUGUGACAGGAGCCUCUGCACAGUGAAUACUUGAUCCUUUCUAAAGAGCCUAGCAUUGUAAGCUUUAAGAAAAGCAUGUGAUACUUGAAGAAAAGGCCAACACCAAACUUACUGUAUAAAGAUACCAGGAUUCUAAUUAGAUAUUAAUAGAGUCAUAGAAUUUGCUGUGUUGGAAGAAACCCAAGGGGUCAGGAUCAUCAAGCCCAACUCCUGGCACUGCACAGGACACCCCAAGAAUCCCACCAUGUGCCUGAGAGCAUUGUCCAAAAGCUACUUGAACUCCGAUGGGCUCAGUGACCAUUUCCCUGGGGAGCCUGUUCCAGUGUCCAGUCACCCUGUGGGUGAAAAGCUUUUACCUGAUAUCCAGCCUAAACCUCAGCUUCAUGUAAUUUCCUUGAGUCCUGUCACUAGUCAUGAGAGUGAAGAGAUCAGUGUUUGCUCCUCUGUUUCACCUCAGCUUCGUCAGGAUGUUGAAGACCACACUGAGGUCUCCCCUCAGUCUCCCUUCUCCAGGCUGAACUAACCAAGUGAUCUCCUCAUAAGGCUUCCCCUCCAGACCCUUCACCAUCCUCGUGGCCCUCCUUUAGAGAUUCUCUGACAGGUUAAUGGGUUUUUUAUAUUGUGGCACCCAAAACUGCCCCCAGCACUGGAGGUGAGGUGACGCUACCCCAGAGCAGAGCAGGACAAUCCCCUCCCUUGCCUGGCUGGCGAUGCUGUGUCUGCCCCCCAGGACAGGGCUGCCCUCUCAGCUGCCAGGGUGCUGCUGACUCAGAUUCAGCUUGCCAUCAACCAGGACCCCCUGAGCUCUCUGCAGUGCUGCUGUCCAGCAUCUCAUUCCUCUCUAUUCACACAACCAGGACUGUCCUCUCCCAGGUGCAGAAUCUGGCAUUUGCCCUUGCUAAACUUCAUGCAUUUGGUGAUUGCCCAUCUCCAAUUUGUCAGGGUCUCUCUGCAGGGCCUCCCUGCCCUCAAGGGAGUCUCAGUUUAGCUCCUCCCAAUUUGGUGUUGUUGGCAAACUUACUUAGUAUGCCUUCCAGUCCUGUGUCCAAGUCAUUUAUGAAGAUGUUGAAAAGCACAGGGCCAAGGAUGGAGCAAUGUGUAACUCCACUAGGGACAGGACAUCAGCCUGAUGAGUCACUACAACCAUUUGUGCCCAGCCCAUGAGCCAGUUGCUCACUGAUCACAUAACAUGGUUAUUAAGCUGUGUGCUAGUCAUCUUGUCCAGAAGAAUACUAUGAGAGACAGGGUUGAAAGCUUUGCUGAAGUCCAAAAAGAUGACCUCAGCUGGCUUUCCUAAGUAACUUAAGUGGGCUGCCUGGUCGUAGAAGGAAAUCAGUUUUGACAAUCAGGACUUCCCUGUCAUGAAGCUGUGCUGGCUGUGACCGUCGACUGCAUUGUCUUUUGGGUGUUUUUCAAUACCUCCCAGAAUAGUCCUUCCUAUGAUUUUACCAGGCACUGAAGUGAGACUGACAGGCCUGUAAUUUCCAGGGCCCUUCUUCUUCCCCUUCUUGAAAAUCAGGACAAUGCCAACUUCCAGUCAGCUGGGACCUCUCCACAUUCCCAAGGGAUUGUUUAAAUAGUGUGACUUCUUGGUCUGUCAUCUUCCCUGGGUUUUGCCCAUCUGUAGUUCCUAGGUACUCAAGAGGGAUCAGAAAGAAUCAGGUUUUAGUUUAGUGGAUUUUCUUAAAUUAAGUAUGUGUGUGAGUACAAAGUCAAAACUUUUGACCAAAGCUCUGUUCAAUUAUGUCACCACUUACAGUGCUAAAAAUGAAGGUGAGAGCUUUUGGAAUUCAGUUGUCUGCUGCUUCUAAGCAUGAAUCCAAAGAAACCAGCCCUGCAGGAGAACAACCAACACCCUGUGUGGUUUCCUCGUGGUUUUCAGCUAUUUUGUGGGAAACUUCACUGUAACAGUUUUUAGCUGAAUGGUCUGGAAAGAUAAUGGAGACCACAUUUCCACAAAAUAUCAGCUAGGUUAUGGGAAGAUCAGGAAGAGAUCCCUCUUCUCUAGAAAUUAACUAUCAAAUCACAAAAAAAAAUUUAAUUCCUUUUUGCUCUUAAGUUUUUCCAGUAGUAGAAAAGCAUAUUCAGCUUGGAGUAUUUGGAGGUAUUUUUGGGGUUUCUGUUUUGUUUUGGUUUGUUUUUUAACUAGCAGGAGAACCACUAGUUUGUUGGGUGUGCAUCAGAUGCAAAAUUUGUUUCAAGAAGUCAGGAGGCUUUAUUUUGUAGGCAAAGAACAGCUUCAUUGGGCCACUAGCUCCAGUUACUAAGUUCUACCAUUCUUCUGUCAUACAGCAAGCAGGGAGAGUGUUCCAUAUUACAUAUUCUUUAAUCAGCAUGGCAUCCUGCCUCAGAGCAGGCUUUCUCACCUUUUGUGUAAAGUUGUUUUUUCUGAACUCUGGAAUUGGUGCUUGAGAACGUUUUUAGGAGACCAUGGCUCCAGGAGACCCCUCUGUGCUUGUUGUUAAACAGGGGCCUUGCAGAGAAUGAAUUGAGCAAGGUCUCCUUGCCUUCAAAACUUGCACUUCUCCAUGCACUGCUCUUGCAGGGCGUUGAGCACUUCUAAGACUUCUGAAUGCUAUCUUUGCAGUCAAACCACCACUGAGAAAGAAACCCAUGCAGCAUGUUGCAGAGCUGAACUCCAAGUUACACUUCUCAGGAUGUAGUAGGUCAGAUGACCAAGUGGAAGCAAAUGCACUGAUAGACAACUCGCUGUCCUUUUCUGUGGUGUCAGUUUGGCAAGCAGAGAGGAUGGCAUUAGAAUAAUUGUAGACUAACAAUAACUAAUUUUUGGCCUUCAAAUUUAGAAUUGGAGAGAAGAUCGACGUUUUCUGUUUCGUCUGUUUGGUUUGUUAAUUAGUUAGGGUUGUUUUCUUUGUUGUGUUUUUUUUAAUGGCUGACAUUUAUGAACAACUGACCUGCACACUGAUAGACAUCCACAUGACUCUCAGAUAACAGCACCCUGGCUCUCUAUGCUUCACAUGAACUGCUUUGCUUUCUUGAGUUGCGCUAGUCUGAAGUUUUGCAUCCCUUUCCUUUGGAAAUGCUUUUGGCUGUUUCCUUCAGUGUCUGACAGUUGCAUAUUCUCAGGGAUUUUAUUUACCCAAGGUGAAAUAAGAGUAAUCACAGCCUUACCCUAGGGGGGAGUAAGGCUGCUUUUUGUGAAGUUAGUAUAGCUGAGCGUAGAAGUCUGAUACAGCAUAUGAGACAGGCAGUGUCCGUACAGUGUGCAUCCUUGCUGAGACAUGGUAAAUCCCAAAGCAAUCUGAUAGAAGUGCUGUGUAGUACUGAAUAAUUGCAAUCAGCAUAUUUGAAUAGAGAUCAUGAACACAUCUUUGUUAUAUAAUGUCAUUGACAUUAGAGCAGAGCUCUCAAGUUCAGGUGAGCUCUGCUUAGCAAUCAGAUACUUUUAUUUAUUUUAUUUAUUUUGUGGGGUUUUUUUUCUUUUUAAACAAGCUGUGUUCUGGAGUCCUCUCUGCUAUUUAAAGUCACCAUACUCAGUUCCAUAUUAAAGGUCUAUGACAUUACAAUUGUAGAAUAUGAACUGCAUACUCAAGUGCUUUAGUGUGAACACAAUGAGUCAUUGAAACAUCCCAUCUUGACACUGUUGGUGUUGUGGAUCUCCCUUUAACAAAUACAUUUAGAGUUAAGGGCCAUGUACCUUCACUUGAAAGCUUUUUGUAAAGCAUCAUCAGGAUUUAAGUUACAGCUGUUUGCUUUUGAAAAGUAUUUCCUAGUUUGAAAAGUGUUGCUUAGUUGGUUAGACAUGUAAAAAGUAUGCCCAAAAUCUGCCCCAGCUGUUUGCAGCCUGCUUUGGCAAAGGGGUGUGGGCCACUGUAGAAAAAAGUGCUACAUAUGUCCAUAUGCUGUACCUUCUAACCCUUUCUUUUCAUUGUCGCUUCAGCUUUUGUGGAAAUCUUUAGGGAAGCUUAAACUGCCUUUCAGACACCAGGAAAGAUCAUUAGCCUCUUCCUACCUGGCUGUCUUGACCUUUUUCCCCACCUGGUCCUUCCUUUCUAUCCACUGUCAUCUGCUUUGCUACAAAAGCUGUUGCUAUCAGAGCAAAGCAGGAUGUUUCAUAAGGCAUGCAAAUACAAACUCACAUAUUCAGAAAUGAAUUCUUUAGCAGGCAGCGUAAAUUGGGGCAUUUCAGACUUGGGUGUUCUGCCUCACAGGAAUGAAAGCACAAGGGUUUUUGGUUUUGUUGUUUUAUAUUGUUGUUUUAGUUUACUUAUUUCUGUCCUCUUGCCUGCAUAGCGCAGAUAACAAAACAAAACAAAAAAACAGUGUGGAAAUAACUGAAUUCAUGCCUCAUUGAUGCCUUCUGUAGCCCUCCGGUGAACAAACCCUGCAAACUUAUACUUGCCUCCAAGCAAUAUAAAACCUCCCUCAUGCAGGCGGGGUGUCAUAGUGCACUUACUGGCUCUGAGCAAACCCAGGCCAUAGCUGAUCCUGCUCACAGUUGACACAAGGAUUAAAGCGCUUGCUUUGAAGUUAUGACAUAGGCGUAUGCUUCACUUACACACACGUGCACCAUCCCACUGGCAUGCAGUUCUUCAAAAUGCAGUCUUAGAUUGUCAUUUUAAUGUCCCUUUCUUGAUGUAAGAUUUCCCCCCACAUACUUCAGAUAUGCUAAACAUGGAUUUUUUAAAUAUGAAACUUCCUUGUUUUCAUUUCCUUAUUUCUUCUUAACACUAAGUAUGUCAACUUUCUUUUGCAUUUCAGCAUUCAAGGUGUCCAAAAGUUAUUGAUUCCUUUAUUUAAAACCAUGUUGAAAGUUUGAGAUUUAUGUCUACUUGAAACUAUAUGAGUAGAUUGCAUUCCAGAAUACAAUAAUUAGACUGAAAGCCAAGGCAGCUUGCUUUUAUGGUUUCCUUUCCUAUUUUCUUUUUUUUCAAGCCAGUUUUGGGCAUACAUUUUUAUCAAUGUCAAGCUAAGCUUAAUGUAAGCCUUACUUUGCAUACUAAAACAUAUACGUACUGAAAUACAUUUAAAGACAAAGAGAAGGUAUAUUGCCUCACACUUUAAAUUUACAGAAUUCUAAGGGCUUGUUCGUGCCCCCCAAAUCACCUCUCUUAGUGUAAGCUUUGCACUAAGUGUGCUGUCAUAAGCAGUUCAGUCUGAAAUACUCUGAAGUUUCCAGUCUGCAUCAUCUCUCAAAUCAUACAGCAUCGGUCUCUUCUUUUGGAGCGUUUUUAAGACUUUGACAGACUUUUAUAUUAUUUCAUUAUAAUAAACUUAUUUUAAAUAAGCAUGUUUUUAAAUCUCGUUUCCUCCUUGCAUGGAUUUUGUUUCUUUUAUUACAAUAUAGGGCCUAAAGUGCUCUUCAGGACUCCAUUUGUUAUGGUUACUGUGUGAACAGUCGAAACCAGUAUGUUUCUGGUUGACAGAAACUGCCUGUAUGUAUCUUUGUAUGAAGAAUGUUAACACACAUGAAGCCUGUUCAGACUGUGAGAAUAAAAGCUGUGUCUGGCA